Messenger RNA from Protomyces lactucae-debilis, 737 nucleotides. RefSeq names its product ubiquitin conjugating enzyme E2-C, Ubc11. The record is from RefSeq and is a predicted model, not a curated record. The transcript is spliced from 3 exons. NCBI's taxonomy places the organism in Eukaryota, Fungi, Ascomycota, Taphrinomycetes, Taphrinales, Protomycetaceae. The coding region runs from base 62 to 592 and encodes 176 amino acids.
CAAAAAAGACGCGACCACAAAGCAGCGACACCACCACGACCACUCACGGCAGCACGCAGACAUGAGCAUGCACUCACAGAACAUGGCACCAGGACAGACAUCUCACAAGGUCGCACAUGCCGCACCCAGCACAGACUCCCACUCCGUCACGAAACGCCUGCAAUCCGAGCUCAUGACCCUCAUGAUGUCCUCGACACCCGGCAUCUCUGCCUUCCCCGAGAGUGACAGCAACCUAUUCCACUGGCUCGGUACAAUUUGUGGACCAGCAGACACGCAUUAUGCCGGAUUGACGUUUAAGCUCAAGAUUGACUUUCCCGCAAACUACCCCUUCAGCGCGCCUACCAUCCUCUUCACCUCUCCCAUGUGGCAUCCAAAUGUCGACAUGUCUGGCAAUAUCUGCCUCGAUAUCCUCAAGGAAAAAUGGUCUGCCGUCUACAACGUCCAAACCAUCCUUCUCUCCCUUCAGUCCCUGCUCGGCGAACCCAACAAUGCCUCACCCUUGAAUGCACAAGCGGCAGAUUUAUGGACGCGUGAUCCAGCAGAGUACAAGAGGUUGCUCAUGCAGCGGUACCGACCCAUUGAAGAGCAGUAGGAUGGAUGACGAUGGAGCUAUGGUUUUGGGUUACGCGAUUUUUUGUCUGUUCCUGAUGCCUUCAACCCUCUUGGAUCGCAUUGAGAGUCGCUCGUUUUGUUUUGUUUUGUACGAUUGCAAACAUACCCUUCGUGGAGUGUCUUUC